AUGGCGUUGGGCAAUGCCACCCACGUUAUAACAGAUGGGGUGUGCAACCCUGAGAGCCGGCUACUACGCAUUGAAGUCUUGGUGAUCUUGACCACAGUCCUUCUGCUGUUUCUUUUCUUCUUUGGCUCAACCCGGCGACGAUGGAAUUCCGCAUUCAUGAGGUCAUGCAUAUGGACGGCCUACACUUUAUCCCAAAACUUAAUACCCUACACGAUGGGACUGAUGCAAUCGGCUCCCUUCCACAAUCAGAUGUUUGGCAUAUGGGCACUGUUCUUCCUCUAUGCUUUCGGAAGUGUUAACUCCAUCUCCGCAUACAGUCUUGAAGGCAAUCUAGAAGGGAAAACGUAUGCAUUUCAAGUACUUGUUCAGGUGGUUUACGCUGUCCAACUGUUGGCCGUGAAUCACCCUUUUUGGCUGACUAAUGUGCAGAUUUGGGUGCUUUUUAGUGCCAGUUUCAUAAAGAUAUUUCAAAGAUUGGGAGCCUUCCAAUCGGCGAGCAGAUCAUCUGGGCUAGUGAGAAACACUAGAGUAGUCGCGGACUUCAUGACCUAUGAACAUGAACUGAGUGGCCCAGGCGAAACAGAUCCAACCGUCAUGAGAGGGUACAAAUAUUUGGUAGACGGAGAAAGAAAGGCACCAGCAGAAGCCAACCCAACAUCCUACGUACAGAAGUUGAAGAUAACAGACGAAGUUAUUACUGUUGAGAAGAUUUGGGAAUGCAAAGGAAGACUCCUAACCUCUGUUGGAGACCCGGAUGGAAAGUUGAAGGACAUCUGCCUCUCAUUUGCCUGGUUCAAGAUGCUCAAGCGGAGAUUCACGGGGUAUCAACUGCCUGAAUGCCACCUUCCGAAAACCUGGGAUCUCAUCGACCGUGGGUUCCUUUCCAACACUAUCACUUAUGAAAGAGCUUUCAGAGUAACUGAGGUAGAGCUCCAAUUCCUCUACGAUGCCUUCUUCACAAAGUAUGAAGCAGUUUUUGAAGACAUAUACACAAUGACCAAGAUUGUGACCGACAUCGUGAUCCUUUUGUGGAUCCUAGGUAAUGCUGUAAUAGCAAUUCUAGCGCUUAACCAUGCCACAAAGAACAUGAUCAACAUCGAUGUCCUGAUUACCAAUGCAGUUUUAAUCGUCAUCUUCGCUUUGGAACUUUUGGAAUUUGGUGCUAUUAUGAUUUCAGAUUGGAUGAAGGUAUUCUUGAUAUGCAGAUACGUCCAGAAACCCUCAAGGCUCCGUGAGAAGGCGGUCCAGUUUGUUUUCUGGCUGCAUCUCUCCAAACCAUGGCAGCGGAAAAUUGGACAGUACUCGCUUCUUGAAUCUUUCAACCACUACCCUCCGAAUCUACUAUGCUUGAUGACCAUUGGUUUUGUAGAUAAGACUAGAAAAGGGCAGAAAGCCAGCAGAUCCGUAAACUUGCCUGAAGAAGUGAAGAGUGCAGUAAUUCGUUCCUUAGAAACCAACGGCCGCCAACUCUCAAAUGGGCAAUCUUCCUUAAAAAGAAACCAAAUGGAGGAUGACCUCUCUUGGGCAUGCAACCUAGAGACGCACACUCACAGUAUUUUAGUUUGGCACAUUGCCACCAGUUUCUGUGAGAUCGCACCAUCCCAACCGCAUACCGGAGUACAAUCUCCCGAACGCCAAAUAGAAGAACAGCCAGCCGAAUGCCAUACAGAAGAACAGCCAGCCGAACGUCAAAGAGAAGAAGAACAGCCAGCCGAACGCCAAAGAGAAGAAGAACAGCCAGCCGACCGCCAAAGAGAAGAAGAGCACCACCGCCUUGUCGCCACCAGCUUAUCUAGAUAUUGUGCUUACCUGGUCGCCUUUGUCCCGGUAUUAUUGCCUGAUCAUGCUUAUACUACUGAAUUGAUUUUUGACAAGGUUAUAAGGGAAGCAAGGGAGAUUCUUGAAGAAUGCCGGCCCAAAAGUAGAUUAUAUGAAAACAUGAUGAAGAUCGAUGGGGGGAAUUCUGGUGGAACUAUAAUAGGAGACGGCGUUAAACUGGGGAAGCAACUGUUAGAGAUACAAGACCAAGGGCGGAGAUGGAAGGUGUUGGCAGAUUAUUGGGCAGAGAUGAUGUUGUUCAUUGCACCCUCAGACAAUGCAACCGCACAUGCAGAGAACCUCGCAAACGGUGGUGAAUUCAUUACUCAUUUAUGGGCUUUUCUUACUCAUGCAGGCAUUCUCGAUAGAAACACACCACCAGCCCGCCGCCGCCGCCGCCCCCCAGCCUGA
Messenger RNA from Magnolia sinica, 2229 nucleotides. RefSeq lists its product as uncharacterized. The record is from RefSeq and is a predicted model, not a curated record. The transcript has a single exon. The coding region runs from base 1 to 2229 and encodes 742 amino acids. Lineage: Eukaryota; Viridiplantae; Streptophyta; Magnoliopsida; Magnoliales; Magnoliaceae.